Molecule: messenger RNA, 2455 nt
Organism: Priapulus caudatus
Lineage: Eukaryota; Metazoa; Priapulida; Priapulimorpha; Priapulimorphida; Priapulidae
Product: 3-mercaptopyruvate sulfurtransferase-like
Exons: 4
Coding region: 116-1153 (345 amino acids)
Biological process (GO): transsulfuration
Cellular component (GO): mitochondrion
Molecular function (GO): thiosulfate-cyanide sulfurtransferase activity
Source: RefSeq, a predicted model, not a curated record
ACCUUCAGAUCGCGGCUGUCGCACAACAUUGUUGAAAUAUUUCAAUUAUUUUUUUAUUUCUGUUUAGGCGUGUAUAGUCUACUUUCUCAGUCUACUUUUUCAUAAUCUUCUUGUAAUGGUUCUGUGGUGUUCAGCACGGCAUGCUAGUGGACGUGCUGCUGUAAGCUUAUUAUUAAAGCAAACCUUUGACAGUAGUAGUACCAGUACUCGGCCGGCAUCUAAGAAACUUUAUUUUUUGCUGACUCAUAAGUCAUACUAUUCCUCCUCCACCGAACCUGUUAAAACUCUUUUGUCUCUAAAUGAAUUAAAUUCACUCUUAGAAUCCGAUAAGAAGAUACGACUACUAGAAUGCGGCCCAAAUUUGAGCAUCAAAGAGCUGUAUGAUAAAGCACACAUAGGCGGUUCAUCAUACUUUAGUGUCGGCACAUGUGCCGAUCUGAAAAAUAAAUCUCUCAAAUACAUGCUUCCCGAUCCGGCGUUGUUUAGUGACUACGUUGAGCAGCUUGGCGUGAGCAACGAUAGUCAUGUUGUUGUAUGUGAAAGAAAUGACACAGGCUUCUUUUUUGCGCCAAGAGUGUGGUGGAUGUUCCGCGUCUUCGGUCAUGACCAAGUAUCCAUUUUAAGUGGCGGCUUAGGAAAGUGGUUGGAAGCAGGAAACACACUAACUCAUGCCACUACCCAUGUGCAGCGUGGCAAUUUCAAAGCAGCGUAUCGGCCGGAACUUGUGCGCUCAUACGAAGACAUUGAAAAGCUGGUGACCGAUGGAAGUUUGUCAAAAGGUGUACAGCUGGUGGAUGCUAAAAGUCAGGGCAGAUUUGAAGGAUGGGAGCAAGUUCCUGGUGAGGAUGCUGGGGCUGGACAUGUGCCAGGAUCUAUAAACUUGCACUAUGUUGCUUUGAUGGACCCAUUUACCAAGACAAUGCGCUCAAAGAAUGAGUUAGAGCAGAUGCUAAAGUUUAAAGGUGUAGAACUGGAUAAACCAAUAGUAGCUACAUGCAGACAGGGUGUCACAGCCUGCUUUAUAUCACUAGCAGCAUUCUUACUGGGCAAAAAGGAUGUGCCAGUCUAUGAUGGGUCGUGGAAUGAGUGGUUUCCACGUGCUAAAAAGGAGCACAUAAAUAUACCAUGGUCCGACGUGGAAAAAUCUGACUAGAAAAUGACUUUCCUGGAUGUAGACAUCAGCAGAACAAAUCAAUAGAGCAAGAAUAUUUUGAUGUGAAAAUGCAAACAUAUAAUUAUUUUAUGGCUUUUCAGCUCUCAAAAGUGGAUCAAAUAUAGGCCCCUAUCAAUCGGUAUUUAUAUUCUUCUGAAAAGAUCAAAACCACAGGCUAUAGCUACUUUUUGCAUAUCAGUACAGUCAAGAAUGCAUGGUAUGGUUCUUAAAAUUGUAAUGACAAGAUUUGUAGAUCUACAAUUCUGUAACCCUUCUGGCUCUUGAUUAGACCAAUCAAACUGAAUCAUGUCAUUGCAAGCACUAUAUAUAGUAUCUUACACAAAAGAAUUAUGCUCAAGAAUAUAAAUACAAAUUCACAUAUGCUAGGGUCAAGAGUACAUAAUCGCUAUUAUGUAAUCUUGCUAGGGUGUAACGAUUCGGUGAUACAUUGGUGAAUCGGAAUACAGCAGCCUACGAUAUGAUAAUCAAUAUGCAGCAUCAGUAUCGCGAUACAAACAAUAAAGAUGUUAAACGGUGAAUACGCCUAAAGACAAGCUAAACUAUUUUAAUCAAGCACAUGUGAUACCUUUUAACUUGAAUUUUUUCUUCUAUUAAUUAAUGAACUCCCCCUCACUGGCCCUCAGUAUCACGUAAAUGUCCUUUGCUGUCGUAGAAACCUGGCUCAAUUAAUAUAUGUGGUGCGCUUGUAUUGCUGCCAAAGUUGCCGCUGUGAAGUGUUGUAUAAUAAUAAUAUAACAUUAACAGUUACAGUUGUGAACUAGCUUGUGAUGAGUAACUGUUGGGCACUGUAGCAGAUUUUCUCGACAACAUCAAAUUAUUUAUCAGAACAAUAAACAUAGAAUUCUGAAACUACUCUGGUAAAAUAAGGCCGAAUUAAUGAUAAUCUGUGUACAUAUAUGCAUUUGUCUGGUAAGCAUCCUGUGGGGGCUGCCAUUUUGGUGGAAUAGAGCACCGUGAUUGGUUAAAGCUUCUAUUUUCGCAUUGAGCCACGCAGAAGAUUUUAAAAUUCCACAUUUCAAACGCCCAUUACAAACUAAUGUGCGAGAUUUUUUGGUGAUCCCUGAUGUUUUAUUAUCAGGAUAUAAUCAGAAGUAGAUAAUAGGGAACCCUAGGGUUCCCUAUUAGUAUUAUCAAGAGUAGAUUGGUAUUAUCUACUUCUGAUAUAAUGUAUUUAACUUAUAGUUAUACCCAGAUUUAAACUUGGUUCAAUGAAGUGUCAAACUGACAAACGAAAGUGAACAAUAAAUCAUUGUUGGCCCAUAGCCGAACAUGGCAAAGGAC